Molecule: messenger RNA, 381 nt
Organism: Blepharisma stoltei
Lineage: Eukaryota; Ciliophora; Heterotrichea; Heterotrichida; Blepharismidae
Source: the annotation of a GenBank genome assembly
AUGCUUACACCAACUACUAUAAUAGCUUAUUACUACAUACAGCUCAAAUUUAUCACUACAAUAAAAGAAAUUAUAAGUUUCUUGAGCUUUUUUGCCGAGCAUAUUCGCAAAUAUAAAAUAUAGAGGUUUCCUCUAUAUAGCGCUGAAAGCGCAGACAUUUUCCCAGGAGCUUUCCAAGUUCGUCGGACCAAAUCGCUUUUUGGUCCGACCAAGGCAUUGAUUUGGUGCAACCAACCGAUAAAUUCCGAUCAGAAUUUAUCGGCCUUACAGCGCCAAACAUAGGAAACUUCUAUACAAAAAUGUUUGAUAUAUUUAUCCCAAAAGUUUCACAAUGCAACAAAAUUCCCCCUUUAUACUCUUUUUCUUCUUCAUGGCUUUUAA